Pichia kudriavzevii is the source of this 1020-nucleotide messenger RNA. RefSeq lists its product as uncharacterized. The transcript has a single exon. Gene Ontology annotation, biological process: DNA replication-dependent chromatin assembly. The record is from RefSeq and is a predicted model, not a curated record. Lineage: Eukaryota; Fungi; Ascomycota; Pichiomycetes; Pichiales; Pichiaceae. Gene Ontology annotation, molecular function: histone binding. Gene Ontology annotation, cellular component: nucleus. The coding region runs from base 1 to 1020 and encodes 339 amino acids.
AUGUCCAUUGUAUCACUCUUGGGAAUAAAGGUGCUUAAUAAUCCUGCGAAAUUCACCGAUCCAUAUGAGUUUGAAAUUACCUUUGAGUGUUUGGAACAAUUGAAGGAUGACCUUGAAUGGAAGUUGACCUAUGUUGGCUCUUCUAGAUCUUUAGAGCAUGACCAGGAAUUGGAUUCUUUAUUGGUGGGCCCCGUCCCCGUUGGAAUCAACAAGUUCAUCCUCACUGCAGAUCCUCCAUCACCGGAAUUAAUACCUGCGAGUGAGUUAGUGAGUGUUACGGUGAUUCUAUUGAGUUGUUCAUAUAAGGAGAGGGAGUUUGUACGUGUUGGGUACUAUGUCAAUAAUGAGUAUGAUUCAGAAGAGCUGAGGGAGAACCCACCGGCAAAGGUGCAGGUGGAUCAUAUAGUGAGAAACAUCCUAGCCGAAAAACCCAGAGUGACAAGGUUCAAUAUAGCGUGGGACAAUGAGGGAGAUCUAGAUGAGUAUCCUCCUGAACAGGACACCGAGGAACUGGACGAUGAGGACGCCAUUAUUGAUAUGGGUGUGGAUUCGGAAGAGGAAGCAGAAGAUAUGGUGGAGGUUGACGAUGAGGAUGACGAUGCUGAAGAUGAGGAGGUGGGGGUGGAAGGUCAGGAAAAGGUAAGCGGCGAAGUACUCGAGGUUGAUGCCGAGUCGGCAAAAAGGCAAAACACGUUGAACGACGACGACAUACCGGAGCUUAAAAGGAGAAAGAUCGAAUUAGAGAAAACGGAAACCACAAACACGGAAAACGAGGCAUCCAACGUGGUGGUGGAUAAGGAGGAUGAGGAGGAGGAUGAGGAGGAAGACGAAGAAGACGAAGAAGAGGAUCUUGAUGAAUUAGCUGCUGAUGAUGAAGAAGAGCUAGUUGCUGAAGAAGUAGAAGAGGUAGAUGCAGCAGAAGAAGACGACGGAGAAAACACAGAAAAUGCAGAAGAAGCUCAAGUUGCUCCCAUGGAGGAUUCAGAGAGAACACUUAAAAGUAGACAAGAUAGUGUUUAA